AUGGCAGCUGCAAUGACGUUAACAAAUAAAUCUUCUCUUGGUAAUUCAUCGAAACAUUCAUCUCCAGUAAUUAAUCCAAUAGAAUCUUAUUCUCCAGCUUCAUCAUCAACAACAACAUUUUCACCUGAAUCAUCGAAUUCAAUAUCGUCACCAGAUAAAUCAUUGUUAUUGAAUGAACAUCAACAACACGAACAAUCAAUCCGUCUUGUCGAUUAUUUUGUUGUUUGUGGUUUAGUUAAAUAUCUUGAGGUUGAGCCACUAUCGGAGUUACCUGGUGAACAAAUUUUAAAUCCAUUUCAAUGUUCAUAUCGGUGUCGUGUACUAUGUCAUUAUCCAAAUGAAAGUUCAAAUAAUUCAUUUGAUGAAGAUGCAAUUAGUCGAUUAUCAAUGCCAGAUGGUGUUUCUAUUCGACAAAAUUCUCCUGAUCCACCGUCAACACAUCCAUUUUUAAUUACACGACUGGAUGGAACACGCUAUUACGGUGUUGCAUUAACAUUUUUUGAACAUAUAAAUAAUGACGAUGAAACUUGUUCAGAAAGUUCAUCUUCACCAGCAAUUACUUCUUUAAAUCGUUUAAUUGAAAAUUACAAUCGAACAUGUCGACAUCAAAGUCGUUCAUCAUCAUUAAUUUAUGCGAGCAAAGCAAUUUGUUUAAUUGGUUCACAAGCUCAUUAUUCAACAUUUAAACGUAUUUUAGAACUUCUCUAUCGUAUGACAAUUGAACAUGAUUUAUUAGGUUUACCAUUUGAAGCUCAUUUGCAUAGUAUAUUACAUGAAUUAUAUAUACCAUCUCCAUUAUCAUCGCAUUCGGUUCUUAAAUUUAAUGUUGGUGAAAGACAAUUAACUGUUUGGCAACCAAGUAUUCGUCAUGAUGAUUUACCCUUAUUAGAUUUCAAUUUGUUGGAUUUUUUUUCUUUAUUACGUGUUGAAGGUGUUGUUGACCUUGUAACAUGCGCUUUAUUAGAACAUCAAAUCAUAUUUAAAUCUUCAGAUUAUACUCGUUUAAUGCUGGUUGCCGAAAGUUUAACAUCUCUUCUCUUUCCAUUUCAAUGGACACUUCUUUAUGUUCCAAUUGUGUUCACUGCUGCACUUGUUUGUCUUGAUGUACCUGUACCUGCUAUAAUGGGUCUUCGCAUAAAUAAAUCGAAUGCAAACUCAGAUGCUAAAGACGAUGAUAAUGAUAGAUAUAGUGAUACAAGUGAUGAAGCCAAUUUUGAUGUUCAACGAUGUGUUGUUCAUAUUGAUACAGGACUUAUUCAAUUGCCUGAUGAUAUGCCACGUUUUCCUGAUCACAAUUGUUUUAUAAAGGAAUUAAAUCAAAUACUAUCCCGAUUUGAUAAUUAUAUUGAUAGUGAUUUAUCAAAAAAUAAAUCAAAAACUAAGCUUAAAUUUCAAAAUAGUGAAGAUUGGACACAUGUUGAUGAUCAACAAUCGUUAAAAGAAUCAAAUGAUGAACCAAGUCAAGCAUUAACAAGACUUUCAGCAAUAGCUAAACGUGCUGGAAUCGUUGUUAAUAAUAAUGAAGAUAAAAAUAGUAAUAGAACAUCUUGUUUAUUUAAUGAAUCUGAAUUACGUCGAAUCUCAGCGAAUACUUGUCUACGUGAAUCAUUUGUAAAUCGCUUUGCCCAAUUAUUUAGUCAGAUGGAGGCAUUUAUAUGUUACCCACCAGAAGGCAAAUAUAACAAUGUUGAUCAAUGGUUAGCACAACGAAGUACCACAAAAAAUUUCGAUCGUACAAUGUUUAUAGCUGAUCAACCAAAACCACAUGUUCCGUUUUUACUUGCAUUUAUGGAAACGCAAUCAUUUGUUUCGUUUAUUGAUAGUAAAAUUGCAGCGAAAUUUAAUGACAAUAGUCAUCUUUUUGGUUUAACAACUAAACAUUUACAAUAUUUUUCUGAUCGUAUUCGUUUAUAUCAAGAUCGUCGUGAUUUAACCUAUCAAUGUUGUCCUUCAAUUGAUUUAAUCGAUGAAAAAAUACGUCGUCGUUUUACUUCACCUCUUCCGUCAUCACUAAUUGUAAUUAAUGCACCUGUAGUUCAUCCACUCACUCAUACUGUAAUCUCUACAGCCAAUAAUUCUUAUCUAUUUGAGAAUCUCAAUGGAAGUUUACUUGAAUCAUCAUCUAUCAAUAUAUCUUCACCUUUAAAUAGUAAUAUUCCAAAAAGAAAUUCGUCUUCAACUCGAUCUUUUCAAAAUAAAGAUACACGACGACGUACAACACGUUUAAGAAAACAGCAAACAAUCAAUUCAACUGAAUAUCAGCAACACGCUGGUUUUGUAGAAAAUGAUGUUGUCUUUCAACAAUUACUCAAAGAAUGUACUACUAAAACAAAACGAAUGGUGAUUGAAAAGAUGGAAGAUAUCGUCGAAGGUUCAUCGACAAUAAAAAAUGUUGAUCCAUCAUCAAUGGUUAAUUUAGAAGAAAAUGUUUUAAUAGCAGGUUUUUGUGAUUUACUUGAACGUACCUGGUCUCAUGGUCUUCAUCAUAAACCAAAUGGAAGAUCUGCUCUAUGGAAUCAUAUUAAAUGCUAUGUUAAACUUAAAGAUUACGAAUCAGCGCUAAUGCUUCGUGCCGAUCUUCCAGUAACACUAAAUAAAGAUGAAAAUCCAGUUUGGUAUUUAACGAAAAAGCAAUCAGCGAAUCGUAGUGCGUCAGCUAGUCGAUCACAAUCUCCCAGUGCACAUCGUUCUCAUACUCUUCCACGAUCACAAAUAAAUUUACAUCAAGCACGUUCAUCGCCUCUGUUAGCAAUGGCAAAUUCAACAUUAAAUCUUCUUUCAUCGGAUAAUUUGAUAAAAGACAAUAUAUCGAGCAUAUCUCUAGUUCAUGAUUUUCAUUCGAUUGAAUCAUGUUUUGGACACAACCCAGUUUCUGUCUCAGCAUCCGAAAUUGGUUUUGCGCGUGCAUUUGUUCGUUUGGCCCUUGAACGUCGUCUUUUAUCUCGUCAUUUAUCUGAAUUACUUUUUCAUGCAGAUCUCUUACAAGCCUUAUAUAAACGUGAUGCUUUUUUACGUGCGGAUGAUGGAGAUUUAAGAAAACAAUUUAUAGCUCAUAUUGAAUCGCUUCAAUUACUUGAUUAUAAAUGUUUCUCGAAUUCCUAUGCAGAUAUUGAUGUUUUUUAUCAUGUUAUUAUUGUUCCAACCAGAGCGCGAGCAACAGGAAUUUCUAGUACAACGACUGCUUGUCCAUAUAUUGCAUUAGCAGGCCUUCUUGGAUCAACAAAAAUUAUAUCAUUGCCAUCAAAGAAUACACUUGAAAUUAAAUUCAAACAUAAAAACUUGGGUCAACUAACAACACUUUGCAUAGGCCAUGAUAAUAGUGGUUUAAUGCCUCGAUGGAAUAUUGAUCAUGUUCUUGUUCGAAAUGAAUUAACUAACAAUAUGUAUCGGUUUCCAUGUGGAAGAUGGUUAGGUAUAGGAGUCGAUGAUGAUAGUUUGCAGCGACUUCUUUUUGUUGAUUCGACUUAUUCAUUUGAAACGAAUGAUAAUAAUAAUAAUAAUAAUAAUAGUGGAUUUUUCGAUUCUGGCUCAUCAUCUCAAUUGAUGACAGCAAGCUACACUGGUGGAGGAUCUCAAGCAAACUUAUCAAGUUCAAUAAGAUCUCGAUCACCUAGUUUACGACGUGCCAAUGACCAAAAUUUUGUCUUCAGUUGGCUAUCGGAAAAUUUUCAUCGUCAAAAUCAAGCAAAUCAACAAGCUGAUGAUAUCUAUGAGUUGUUGGGACGAUCUAUAAAUCAACUGGUUAAGUAUUUCGAUGAACCUGAAAAAAAAAGAGGACUCAUCACACCGAUUUUAUGUGGGGAAGACGGUCUUGUCAAUGCAUUGGAAAAGACUCUUUCGUAUGGUUUGAAAAAAUCAACUGGUAAUGUUCCAUUUUUUAGUGGUGGACGAAAAAGAUAUGCUUGGGAUUUUCUAAUUAAAGUUUGUGAUGAAUAUGAUGGACGUCGAUCUCAAUGGCAGCGUACUAAACAAGAGAAGACUAUUAUAUAUUAUAUAAAUGGAGUUCGAUCAAUUGAAAAAGGUCUUGCUACAUUUGGUAAAGAUGGCCGCUUUCAAAGUUGGUGUUGUUUAGCCUGCAAACUUCGUUUACUAUCAGAUUGGUUUCAACUGUUAACUCAAUGUAGCGAUUCAUGUCUACAACAAUUUUAUGAUCCAUCGAAUAAUUGUUUCCGACAAGAGAAACUAAAUCAAUUUAUUGUCAAUAUUUUAGAGCCCAUUAGAGAUUUUGAUUUCGCUCAUUUAGAACCAGCAUUACUCAAAGGACUUGUUGGUGUUUAA
This is a messenger RNA of Rotaria socialis, 4278 nucleotides long. NCBI's taxonomy places the organism in Eukaryota, Metazoa, Rotifera, Eurotatoria, Philodinida, Philodinidae. The record is from the annotation of a GenBank genome assembly.